AUGGAGAUCAACCACAUAAAGGAGCUUCUCCACAACAGGUUCCGAAUAAAGAACCUAGGAGAACUCAAAUACUUCCUAGGACUAGAAGUAGCUAGAUCUAAAAAGGGGAUCCACUUAUGUCAAAGGAAAUAUGCCUUAGAUAUACUAGAAGACACCGGAAUGCUGGGCUGUAAGCCUUCAUCUACUCCCUUUCUUAGUGACACAAGCUCUUUGUACAGAUUGGACAGCUACCUGGAUGACCCAGGUCCCUACAGAAGGUUGAUAGGGAAGUUGUUAUACCUCACAAACACUAGACCCGACCUGUGUUUUUCAGUUAAUUUACUUAGCCAAUUUGUUCAAUCACCUACUGAUCAUCACUAUCGGGCCAUCCAACACAUUCUCAGGUACAUCAAGUCUAAGCCAUCUGAGGGGUUGUUUUUCCCUGCUGAUUCUCCUCUACAGCUAAAGGGAUUCAGUGAUUCAGACUGGGCUACAUGUCCCAACACUAGAAGAUCCACGACAGGAUUCUGUAUCUUCCUUGGAUCUUCUCUCAUCUCUUGGAAAUCUAAGAAGCAGAGAACUGUCUCCAGAUCAUCUACUGAAGCUGAGUAUAGAGCGCUUGCAGCCACUGUAUGCGAGAUACAAUGGCUCAGUUAUCUCCUACAGGACCUUCAAGUAGAAGAGUCAGGAAUCCCGGCCUUAUAUUGUGACAACAAGUCAGCCAGGCACAUAGCUCACAACCAGAGCUUUCAUGAACGGACCAAGCAUAUUGAGCUUGACUGCCAUGUAGUGCGUGAGAAGGUAAAGGAACAACUUUUGAACCUUCUUCCCAUACGCUCUGACGAACAGUUGGCUGACAUCUUCACGAAGUUUCCCCAUCGCGUUAGGUUCAGAUCAAUUAUUCCCAAGCUUGGACUGACAGCCAUCCAUCGUCCAGCUUGA
Vigna angularis (adzuki bean) is the source of this 921-nucleotide messenger RNA. RefSeq lists its product as uncharacterized. The transcript has a single exon. The record is from RefSeq and is a predicted model, not a curated record. The coding region runs from base 1 to 921 and encodes 306 amino acids. NCBI's taxonomy places the organism in Eukaryota, Viridiplantae, Streptophyta, Magnoliopsida, Fabales, Fabaceae.